UGGGAAAAAGACAUAAAUAUAGAAGGCAUACCACUAAUACUGAAAUUAAUCCCAGUAAUAGUAAUUAUUUUUCAUCAUCAUCUGAUAAAGGAUUUCUUAGUGAUGGGGAUGAGAGUGUAGGAAGUAAUAGUUAUGUUGGAAGAGAUAAUUUCUCAUUGAAUGAAAGGGAAGAAAAGGAAUUAACGAAUAUGGAAGGAGGGGAAUAUUUUUUACCUAGUAAUUCAGAUAAAGAAAUUGAAAGAUUACAAAUGCAACAUUUUUUAUUGAGAUUAUCUUGGCAAGGAAAUCAUUCUUCUCCUAUUGUUGAUGAUUUCGUUAAUGGUGGAAUAUGGAUUACGGAUUUGGCCACGGAAUUUAAAUCAUCAACAUUUAUCGGAAUUGAUGGUGAUGAAGCACGUGCUAGAAUUCAAAUUGAAUUACCUAAUGCUGCUUAUCUUCAUCAUGAUUUAUUAGAUGAAUUACCUUUUCCUGAUGAUACAUUCGAUUUCGUUAAUCAACGAUUCUUCACGAUGACAACUGAAGAUAAAUGGAAAAAUUUUAUUUUACCUGAAAUUAUUCGAGUCACUAAACCUGAUGGUUAUAUAGAAUUAAUGGAAAUGACUACUUGGAAAUAUAUGGGACCUGUUACUAAACAUAUGGCUAAAGCAUAUAACGAAUACAUACAAAAGCGAGGAGUUUAUCAUUUAGAUCCAUCCCAACUAAAUCAAGUUUUGAUAUCCACGAAACAAAUUAAAAAUAUUAAUUGUGAACAAAAAAUUACUCCAUUUUGUGGUGGUCGAGCUUCUCAAUUGGUCUGUCGAAAUCAAUUUGAAAAAAUCGAAGCGCACAAAUCAGAAUUAUGCAAAUUUAUGGAAAUAAAAGAACGAAAAUUUGAUGAUAUGAUAAAGAUUAUGUACGAGGAAGUAAAUAAACAUAAAACUUUUGCUAAAACCUAUAGGAUUUAUGGACAAAAAAUUUAA
Messenger RNA from Diversispora eburnea, 959 nucleotides. NCBI's taxonomy places the organism in Eukaryota, Fungi, Glomeromycota, Glomeromycetes, Diversisporales, Diversisporaceae. The record is from the annotation of a GenBank genome assembly.